UCCCACUAUAUGAAAUGUCAAACAUGACGCUCUGCGCUUUAUAACAAAUUUUUGCAAAUUCCACAAAUUGAAUGCUACAAAAUGAAUAUUAUAGAAUUGAGCGAUAUUAAAAUUAAGCCGGACGUGUUUUAUGAAUAUAAUGCAAGUAUUAAAGAUGAGGAAAUUCCACUAGUUAUCGAUAAUGGUUCCUACAAAUGCCGAGUUGGUUGGAGCACUUGUGACAAACCAUUGCUUGAAUUUCGAAAUUUAAUUGCAAAACCACGCAAAGAUCGAAAAAAGGAUUUAACUGAGCUACCCGCAGGACCUGAGUUUCAAAUUGGUAACGACAUUACGAAUAUAGAAGCUGUGCGUAUGCAAUUGAAAACACAAUUUGAUCGAAAUGUUGUAACUCAUUUUCACAAUCAGCAACAAUUAUUCGAUUAUACUUUUGAGCAUUUAAACAUAGAGCAAGAUGGGUGUGUACCACACCCAAUAGUUUUAACCGAAGCUAUAGGUAAUCCAAAUCAUAGCAGAAAACUAAUGAGUGAAUUGCUCUUUGAGUGUUAUAAUGUACCUGCUGUGAGUUAUGGCAUUGAUUCACUUUUUAGUUUGCAUCAUAACAGCUUACAUGAAGAUGCAUUGAUUUUAUCUUUUGGUUACUUCACCACACAUGUCAUUCCUGUACUGAAUGGAAAGCUGCAGGCGGCCAAAGCUCGACGGCUUAACAUUGGUGGUUAUCAUAUAAUAACUUAUCUCUAUCGACUAAUGCAAAUGAAAUAUCCAGUGCAUCUUAACGCUAUUACUAUAAGUCGUAUGGAAACUUUAAUACACAAGCACAGUUCUAUAGCGGUUGAUUAUCAAGAUGAUUUACGUCAAUGGUCUCAGGCAGAUUUCUAUACAGCUAAUGUGAAGAAGAUACAGUUGCCUUAUACCGUAGCCCAACCUGCUACUACACUAACAGUCGAACAAAAAAAUGAAAAGCGUCGGGAACUUGGAAAACGUCUUAUUGAGUUAAAUGCACGUCGUAAUAGAGAAAAGCUUGUGGAAGAUGAAGAACAAUUUAUGAUAAUGUCAGAUAUACGUGCAUUGCAUGAGACUGGCGAAAAAGAUAAAUUUCAAGCGGCAUUGAAGGAUAAUGAACUUGCAAAUCUGCAGGAAUUAGAUAAACUUAUGACUACAGUCAGUGCUCGAAUUGAACGCACUAAACAAAGAUUAGCAACACCUACAGAUAAUACAACUCAAGUUACUAAAGAGAAGACAGUUAAUAUAGCCAAGCCACCACCAGAAAUACCACUCGAUGAGUGGUUAACAGAUUUGAAAGCACAAAGAGAAGAAUUGUUGAAACGUAAACAUGGGCGAAAGAUGCGUCGACAAGACUUGGCCAAGCGACAUACUUUAGCUGCACAGGAACGUAUGCGUAUAAUAUCUCAACUGGCACGUAAUGAAAAAGGUGCUGAUGAGUUUGGUAUGGAUGACAAAGACUGGGAUGUGUACAAAGUAAUAAGUCGUAAUGAUGACGAUAGCGAUAGUGAAGUCGAAAAUGAGAAGUUGAAUGAGUUUGAAAAUAUUCUGCGGCAUUACGAUACAAAUUUUGAUGAUUCAACCUCUGGCACAAAUGUUGAGAUAACAGCAGAAAAUUAUCAAUUACACGUCGGAGUUGAAUCUUUGCGUGCACCAGAAUUGCUUUUUCAGCCUAGUAUGAUUGGAAGCUCUGAAGCAGGUAUAGCUGAAUUGAUUGACUAUGUGCUCAAACUUUUUACCCCUGCCGAGCAAUUGAGAUUGGCCAAUAAUGUUUUUAUGACUGGUGGUUGUGCACAAUUUCCGGGACUUAAGCAACGAUUAUCAAAAGAACUGCUAGAAAUGCGUCCAUUUCAAACAACACAUAAUAUUAUUGAAGCACAAAUACCAGAUCUCGAUGCUUGGCUUGGUGCAAGAGAUUUUGCUAGAUCAGAAAAUUUUAAGAACACAAUAACAACUAGAAGUGAUUAUGAAGAAAAUGGCUCUGAAUAUUUUAGAAUACACAAUAAUAGUAAUCUGUUUUUCUCAACACCACAGCAAAUUAUUCAAUAAACUAAGAAAUAUUUUGCAUCGAAAUGAUAUUG
Messenger RNA from Teleopsis dalmanni, 2081 nucleotides. It is a transcript of the gene Arp5, whose product is annotated as actin-related protein 5. The record is from RefSeq and is a predicted model, not a curated record. Bases 82 to 2049 code for a protein of 655 amino acids. The transcript has a single exon. Gene Ontology annotation, cellular component: cytoplasm; Ino80 complex. Gene Ontology annotation, biological process: regulation of DNA-templated transcription. Lineage: Eukaryota; Metazoa; Arthropoda; Insecta; Diptera; Diopsidae.